AUGGAGGCGCUAUCUUCUGCCACUCGAUUCGACGCAUGUGCAACUGAUGGUGGUGGAGUGUUGGAGGUGUCUGUCGCCAGUAAUGUGGCUUGGUACAUAACGAAGGAGGGGGUAUCGCUGCAAAUGGAACUGCCCGAAAAGGCUAUUUUCUCGAAAGUAGAUCGAGAUUGGCCACUAAUUUCGAUCUCUGUGAGAUCGGAAGAGGCCGUAUGGGCAAUACGUGCAGAUACAGGUGGACUUGUUGUGCGAGUAGGAUUGGCUCGAUGCAAGAUGGGCCUGGAUUGGGUGGAAAUAGCACCGGAAGGGCCCUCAAAAUUGGUGUCAGUUUGUGUGUUUGGUAACUACGGCUUUGUGUUGGAUAAUACUGGUCGGUUGUGGAUGACGACGGGAGUAGACCACCAUCAUCCCUACGGUAGUAGUGACGCGUUUUAUAAGGUGUGUUUGUGUUGCCAGUUUCAUUAUCAUUUCCCUUUUGUCCUAGAAUCUUAUGGAUGGGACCGAUUUUGCUCGAAAAAGAUCUCGAGCGUAAACUUCUGA
Messenger RNA from Cooperia oncophora, 537 nucleotides. NCBI's taxonomy places the organism in Eukaryota, Metazoa, Nematoda, Chromadorea, Rhabditida, Trichostrongylidae. The record is from the annotation of a GenBank genome assembly.